Messenger RNA from Aptenodytes forsteri (emperor penguin), 2472 nucleotides. It is a transcript of the gene EIF2S2, whose product is annotated as eukaryotic translation initiation factor 2 subunit beta. Gene Ontology annotation, molecular function: mRNA binding; translation initiation factor activity; translation initiation factor binding. Gene Ontology annotation, biological process: formation of cytoplasmic translation initiation complex; formation of translation preinitiation complex; translational initiation. NCBI's taxonomy places the organism in Eukaryota, Metazoa, Chordata, Aves, Sphenisciformes, Spheniscidae. Gene Ontology annotation, cellular component: eukaryotic translation initiation factor 2 complex. The record is from RefSeq and is a predicted model, not a curated record. The coding region runs from base 22 to 1011 and encodes 329 amino acids. The transcript has 8 exons.
AGGAACUCUUGACUUUUACAGAUGAUUUUCGAUCCCACUAUGAGCAAGAAGAAGAAGAAAAAGAAGAAGCCCUUUAUGUUGGAUGAGGAAGGGGGGGAUACACAAGCGGAAGAGACUCAGCAAUCGGAAACAAAAGAAGUUGAACCAGAGCCAACAGAAGACAAAGAUGUUGAAGCAGACGAGGAAGACAGCAGGAAGAAAGAUGCAACAGAUGACCUGGAUGAUUUAAACUUCUUCAAUCAAAAGAAAAAGAAGAAAAAAACAAAAAAGAUAUUUGAUAUAGAUGAAGCAGAAGAAGGUGUAAAGGACUUGAAAAUUGAAGGAGAUGUGCCAGAGGCAGUAGAACCUGAAGAUGACCUUGAUAUCAUGCUGGGCAAUAAAAAGAAGAAAAAGAAGAAUGUGAAGUUUCCAGAUGAAGAUGAGAUAAUGGAGAAGGAUGAAGCUUUUGAGGAUGAAGAUAGCAAAAAAGAUGAUGGAAUUUCUUUUAGCCUUCAGUCAGGACCUGCGUGGGCAGGCUCAGAAAGGGACUACACAUAUGAUGAGUUGCUCAAUAGAGUAUUUAACAUCAUGCGGGAAAAAAACCCAGAUAUGGUAGCUGGAGAAAAACGAAAAUUUGUCAUGAAGCCUCCUCAGGUUGUAAGAGUAGGGACCAAGAAAACAUCUUUUGUCAACUUUACAGAUAUCUGCAAAUUAUUACAUCGUCAGCCAAAACAUCUCCUGGCAUUUUUGUUGGCAGAAUUGGGUACAAGUGGCUCAAUAGAUGGUAACAACCAACUUGUAAUCAAAGGAAGAUUCCAGCAAAAACAGAUAGAAAAUGUCUUGAGAAGAUAUAUCAAGGAGUAUGUCACCUGUCAUACGUGUCGGUCACCAGACACAAUCCUACAGAAGGACACCAGAUUAUAUUUCUUGCAGUGUGAGACCUGCCACUCUCGCUGCUCCGUCGCCAGCAUCAAAACUGGUUUCCAGGCUGUCACAGGCAAGAGAGCACAGCUCCGUGCCAAAGCUAACUAGUUUGCUAAUCAACACUGGAUUUUGCAAAGUGUUCUGGGGAGAUAUGACUGGACAGGUUUACAAUCUGAAUGGAUUUACCAUUGUAUUAAAACAAGAUUGUAAAAACUACAAGAAAUUUGGCUUUUGAUUGGUCUGUGAAAUCCUUGCAAGAUGCAGAUCCUCAAGCUGUUCACAUGCGUUUGCUCAUUGAAUAUGUUUUACCAACUGUAAGGAACAUGAUGGGAAAGGAGGUGCUUUUUAAUCCGUUCAGACUUCUGUAAAACACAAGAUAAAUUAAAGAUACUAUAACAGUGAGUGUCUUCGAUUUGGAUUUUUCCUUCAGUUUCCUCUUUAAACAGCUCAUGGGAAUGGUUGGCGUGUUGUUCUGCAGAUCAUGUCACUGAACUAUGUCCAAGACCCAGAAUAAAGUUUAAGAUAAAGGUUAUUUUGCUUUUACAUAAGCUUAUUUUUAGUUAGGCUAUCAUUAAACAGAGAAACCAGUCACAAAAAGUCACAGGGACGAUAUACCAACAUGAGAACUGCUCAUGCUUUUAUAGCCACAUUAAUAUGGGAAUGCAUUUUGCACAGAAAGUGACAUCAGGACAUGUUGAUACUGCUUAAUUAGGCAGGAUGUAGCUCUGACAUAGUUCAGACACCAUAUUGAUGCUGAAUCUUAACAUAGAAUUGAUAAACGUACUGUAAGCUUUCCUAGUGUCAUAGUACUAAAUUUUGCAAUUUCUAAUAGAGAAAUGUUUAUAUUUCUUAAGUCCUGCACUCUUCACCACUUUAAAAAGAAUCUAACUAAAUGCAGCAAAAAAAAAAAAAGGAUAUAGGUAACAUCAUUAUAUGAUGGCUGCAACACACUGUCUUCUAUGAAUCUUGAAUUUACAGAAGAUACUGCCAAGUAGUUUGAGUUCCAAAUGAACACAUUAUACUUCUUGAUCAUAACAUGCACUUCUCUCUGCUAGUGGUCAGUGUCAGUAAUCUCUAGGGGACAUGCAUAGUGCUGUCCUAACUAGUUUUUAUAGUGCUGUAGAAAUUCUGUUACAGCUGCCAAGUACAAAGACGCAAAUGGGGAGUGAAGUCCCUCUUGAGCACCGUAAGGGGGGACAGUUUUCAUUUAAUCACCAAAAUCGCACAGGGUCAGGAUAAGGUGUAGUAGCUCAGGACCCCGGGCGCCCAUCCCUGCAGGUAGGCAGAGUAGCCUCCUCCCCAGAGAAAAUGGUGGUCAUUCUGAAUGCAAUUCGUCAAAUAUCAAACUGAAGGGUUUCUACCAAGUUUUAAUCUUUGUAUGUAUGUUAAUACAGAACACAGUCUUGCUGGGAAGUCACUUACUUGCUAUUUGAAUACUUGACAGCACUGUAAGGCAAAAAUCAAGGUUUUAUGGUUGGUUUCUUAAAAGCAUUUUGAAUUUCAAGUGAGCUAUAACAAAUGUUGGCUGUAUCUUUAAGUGAAUAAAGCCAGGAUCAGUGCCUCUUGUAA